This is a messenger RNA of Fusarium odoratissimum NRRL 54006, 243 nucleotides long. RefSeq lists its product as uncharacterized. The record is from RefSeq and is a predicted model, not a curated record. The coding region runs from base 1 to 243 and encodes 80 amino acids. The transcript has a single exon. NCBI's taxonomy places the organism in Eukaryota, Fungi, Ascomycota, Sordariomycetes, Hypocreales, Nectriaceae.
AUGGCUCGCAUCACCAUUUACUGCCGCCGCUGCGGCAAGUAUCUCCACGAUUAUGAAGAGAUCCGACAAUGCGCCAGCAGCCGACGCCGCGGCCAAGGACCCCAUCGAGACCUUGGAUCUGAGAAUGUCACUUAUCAGUCGAACUGGACAAACUGCGAUGCAUGUCAAGAGGAGUACGAAGUGUACAUGUAUGCCCGUCGGAAUGGUAUUCCUUAUCUUCAACCCAACCCUCCCUUCAAUUAA